ACAAAAAGUUAACCACUUUUUUGACGCUGAGUUGUAGAAAAGACGGUGUCUUUUCUGCGCCGUGGAAGUUUGUAUAUCUGUAUGUGUCACAAAACAAGCCGAGAACGUUGUAGGCUAUUUCACAAUUACGCACAGUUUGUGAAACGUUUUGGGCUGGACUUUUUAACUCAAGCACGGGAUUUCCUGCAAACUGCUUGGAGCAGUUGGGAGUAAGAGACAGUGGAAAAGAAAAAUAAGAAGAUGCCUGAGCAAGAAAAGACGGAGAACUCCGAGGAUGUCUCAUCAUCAAAAACGCAAAGUUUAGGUAACGGAAGAAAAGAAUCGAAAGAUGGUGACAGUGAAGCAAAACAUAACCUUGAUCUUGCUGCAGUCUAUGUCUCUGACGCCCAGUACAACAGGAACAUCUGUUUUGACACUUCACCUCAGUCAAUAAGGUUAUAUCGGCUCUACAAUCACUGGGGUUUUCAAGUUCUCAUCUAUGUUUUCGUCAUUGUGGACCUUGCCUUGGCCCUUUUUGAGCGUCCCGCUCUCAUUCCUCUGCCUCUGUGGACGACCUCUGUGGUAGAGCUCAUCUGCUUAGUAGCCUUCACAGUGCGUCUCAUUCACUACGCCAAAGUCAUUCCUCGCCAGAACUUCUGGAAAGAUCCCAAGAAUAUAUGCAUCAUAGUCAUUGUAGUGCUCUCACUCAUAGAUUUGAUCAUAUAUGCUGCUUUGGAACUUGUGGGUCACUCCACUGUCCGAUGGUCUAGAGUUCUCAGGCCACUCCUGCUGGUGAACAUUACAGAGGGGCGUCAGCUCCGCAGAGCAUUCAGGAGUAUUCGGAAUGCAAUGCUUGAGAUCCUCUACGUCUUCCUCAUGUUUAUGUUCAGUGUGCUGAUGUUCUCGCUCAUGGCACUUAAACUGUUUGGAAAGAGGGGCCUUAAAACCAGUGAGGGAAACCCAUACUUUACAGACUACCUGGAGAUUGUCUUUGACCUCUAUGUUCUAGUGACCACUGCCAACAGCCCUGAUGUCAUGAUGCCAGCCUACAACUACAGCUCUUACUUUUCAAUUUUCUUCAUCAUAUAUAUCCUUAUCAACACCUACAUUUUUAUGUCUGUCUUCUUGGCUGUUGUGUACAACAACUACAAGAAAUACUUGAAGGAGGAGGUCCGGCAGCUGGUGAAGGCCAAGAAACGGAAGAUGCUGCGGGCAUUCUCUUUGUUGCAGGAGACUGGAAGAGACGGAGAACCUGUGGUGGCUCAAGAAAAAUGGAACCAGCUUGUGAAGCUGGUUCAGCCUGACCUCAGGAAUGCCCACAGGGAGCUCCUCUGGAGUGUUUCUGACAAUCACAACAAAGGUUACAUUGGAAAGCUUGCGUUUGUCCAGCUGGCAGAUCUACUGAAUAUCCAGGUGAUCACGGUAAAAUCGCGAAUCCACCCUUUGCAGAAAUGGCUGCCUGACCUGUACAACUCUCCUGCCAGUCGAUUUAUCUGUCGUAUGGUCAACCACAGAGUGUUUGUGAUUGUCUAUGAUGUGAUCAUCUUGGUGAAUGCUGUAUUCAUUGGUCUGGAUGAAGAGAACCCCCUGAUUUCUAAUGCUGAGUGGGCUUUCUUAGCCCUGUAUCUCAUGGAGAUCCUCCUCAAGCUCUACACCUUUGAACCGAGAUUCUUUUUCGCAAAGCAUCAGUUUUGGAACUGGUUUGACACAAUUAUCAUUGUAUCUGCCCUUAUUGCCACUAUUAUCAAUUCAGCACUGAAGUCGUCUGGUGGCUAUACCAGCCGUCAGGUUCUGGACAUCGUUUUCAUCCUGCGAGUUCUGAGGCUUAUUAGAGUUGUUGACAAUGUAAAAAGGUUCCGUGCCAUAAUAAAUACGCUUAUCAGAAUUGGACCGGCUAUCCUUACAUUUGGUCAGCUCAUUUUGGUGAUCUAUUACAUCUUUGCCAUGGUCGGUAUGGAGCUCUUCCAAGGGAAAAUUAAGUUCUUUGAAGCUAAUUCCAUGGAUCCAGGUCAGGAAUACUGUGGAAAUCCCCUCCUUAAAGGCACAACGUUUGCUGCUCUGAAGUACUGCAAAAACAACUUUAACAAUGUUGUGAACUCUUUCAUUACCCUCCUGGAGCUCACAGUGGUCAAUCAGUGGCAUGUUCUGACCAGCGGUUUUACAGCGGUCACUCAUGUCUCCUCCAGGAUCUUCUUUGUUCUCUUUCACAUUGUUGUUGUGAUCAUCAUAAUCAAUAUCUUCAUUGCAUUUGUGCUGGAGGCCUUUUUCUUGGAGUACACAGUUGCAAAAAGUGAUUUGCAGACAUCACUGGAGAAGAAAAUUGAGGAACUGGAACUGGGUGUAGAACAAGAUGGCCUCGAUGGCAACUUGGUGGAAUCCAUGGAGACACGUGAUAAUGACUUGGGCCCCUCAGAAACUGGAAAGGAAAAGCCCUCACUGAUGUUCAGUAUAGCAUCAAAAAGGUAUAAAACUAUAGAUGGUUUAUUGCAAAGGAUGUUUGAAGGAGAUCUCAGUCUUGAAGACAUUGAUGAAGAGGAUCCAGAAAACAUGAGCUUUCCAAAUCCUGCAUUUGGUUCUGUAUAACCACAAUUAAAAGGGAACAUAUAAAGUGAGCUUUACCUUUGUUUAAACUUGUGUAAAUAUAAAUGAUGUCACUUCAAACAUUUUAUUAUAUGUGUUUUUUUUUUAAAUGAAAAUUAUUCAAGCUACAUCAUGUGGACUAUGGUUAGUACUCAUACAGUGUGGUUAUACAGCAGUUGAUACAGUACAUUCAGUUCCACACGGUCGUGUGCACAGUAGACGGAAGAGAGAGAGAGAGAGAGA
Molecule: messenger RNA, 2802 nt
Organism: Chanos chanos (milkfish)
Lineage: Eukaryota; Metazoa; Chordata; Actinopteri; Gonorynchiformes; Chanidae
Gene: tpcn3
Product: two pore segment channel 3
Exons: 19
Coding region: 241-2562 (773 amino acids)
Biological process (GO): monoatomic ion transport; transmembrane transport
Cellular component (GO): membrane
Molecular function (GO): monoatomic ion channel activity
Source: RefSeq, a predicted model, not a curated record